UUAUUUUUGCCUAUUUUUGAUCAUAUAGUCAGUUCAUAGACUGACUCAUGCAUGUCGGAUUGAAAUGAUCAGCAGGCUAGAGGCUCUCUUGUCUAUAUAUCUAGAAUCUAGAUAAGAUCUAGAUCUAGAUUCUCGUUUAUUUUACUAUAAUAAUUUACAGCUAUUUAAAUAACAAGACAAGUGUAGGCCUACACAUCAUCUACACUGGACUGAUUACUGAGUAUGUGAAAGUAGACUGGUGAUCCCUCUGUGUAAAGAGAGUCUGCUGCAAUGGCGUUGGAACUGUUUCGGCGUUUGAUACAGAUGUGGCGGGAAUUCAGGUCACAGAAGAACAUUGACAGAACGGCAGAUUUUCACUCAUUUGUGGUAUUCCAGGAUUUCGUAAAUAAUCGUGUGGAGUCUGACUCAGAUCGCUUACAAGUGUUGCAUGUCGAUAACACAGAAAAUGACCUUGUAGAGCCUUUCUAUGAUAUUCCUAUAAACAUUGGAAGGUUUGCACAUUUAACGUCUUUUGUGGCUAUUGGCUGCAAUUUGCGUGAUAUUCCGUGGUCUAUUGUGUAUUUGAAACAGUUGGAGGUUCUCAACUUGUCUUUCAAUUGCUUAUCUGUUCUUCCCAACUAUAUUGGUAGUUUGUCCAACCUGAAAAGUAUGAAUCUAGAAUCGAACUGUUUGCAAGCACUACCAUCUGCACUGUUGCAGCUGUCAAAGCUAGAAGUGCUUAACAUUGACAAUAACAAAGGACUCAUUUCACCACCAUAUUUGGUGUGCAAGAAGGGUCUCCGGGCUAUUAAGGUCUGUUUGAAAAAUCGUUCAAAUCAUAGAAAUCUGUGGGAAAACUGUCGUGCUUAUUACACCGCUGAAGAAGGUAACAUGCCUUGGAGUGUUUCCGUACAGCCAUUGGUUGUGAUAUCUGUACAGUGCAUCUUAGCGUCAAAGGUAGACUAUUUGUGUCAAACUUUUCUGCCUCCACGGCUGAAGAGCUACCUUCAGGAAAAAGAGAAAGAAGAAAAGGAUGGCAUUCAACUAGCGAAGUGUGGAGAUUGUGGAGGGUAUUUUUCUAACGUUUACCACUUUGAAGUUCAUGAAUGCAAAGUGUCACGAAAUAAGGGAGGGGUCAGGGCUUCUGAGUAUUUUUGACUCAUUUAAAGAGAGUAA
Molecule: messenger RNA, 1155 nt
Organism: Aplysia californica (California sea hare)
Lineage: Eukaryota; Metazoa; Mollusca; Gastropoda; Aplysiida; Aplysiidae
Product: leucine-rich repeat-containing protein 40
Exons: 2
Coding region: 271-1137 (288 amino acids)
Molecular function (GO): protein binding
Source: RefSeq, a predicted model, not a curated record